Acanthopagrus latus (yellowfin seabream) is the source of this 4656-nucleotide messenger RNA. It is a transcript of the gene ptpn5, whose product is annotated as protein tyrosine phosphatase non-receptor type 5. The record is from RefSeq and is a predicted model, not a curated record. Gene Ontology annotation, biological process: protein dephosphorylation. The transcript has 14 exons. NCBI's taxonomy places the organism in Eukaryota, Metazoa, Chordata, Actinopteri, Spariformes, Sparidae. Gene Ontology annotation, molecular function: protein tyrosine phosphatase activity. The coding region runs from base 503 to 2224 and encodes 573 amino acids.
AUAUCUAGACGAAGCUGCCGCCUGUGGAUCUCUCUCUCCUCCAGGAUACAAACAAAAGAGAAACCCAUCAGACUUUAGUACCUCCAUCGCUCCCUCUCUCUCUCUCUCUCUCUCUCUCUCUCUCUCUCUCUCUUUCUCUCUCUCACACACAGACACACACACCCACAUAUCGCAGAUUCUUCCUCUCCUAACCCCUCACACGCAUCCUCUGCUUCGGUCUGUCGCCUUCUCACAUGCAAACACGCUCCUUCUUCUUCUUCUUCUCCCAGACAGAGGAGCGGUAAAGGGAUUGCCGUGGUUCUUGGUGUUUGGCUCCUGGUCUCUGGCUCAGAGGGAGAGCAGAGCGGCAGAUGGCGAUGUGAAGACGGGCUCAGCCAGUUUUGACUCUGCCCCACAAUGGCUGACAACGGCUGGUUGCCACAGGGUACAGGACUUCGCUUGAUCAUGUGAUCUGACCUCCCUUCCCUCUCCCCAGUUCCCUGCCAUCUAUCAUAGGGGGAUCAUGACCCGCCGGCUGAGCAGCUCCACCCGUUCCCACACCGAGGACUCCAUCUUCCUGAGGCCCGACGAGGACCCCGUCUGGCUGGAUGAGCCCACAAAGACUGAAAAACUAGGCGACGGCGUCCCUAAAAAAGACGGGCUCCCAAAAUGCAAAGACGGAUCCGCAGGGGGCGAAAGCCCGCAGGGGGAGGAAGUGUUCAUGCACAAGGUGUACGCUCUGGUGAUUGAGAUCCACUGCUGGGCAGCGCUGUUUGUCGUCUCCCAAGUCAUGGGGUACUGGGUGUUUUUUGUGGUGGAAGGAAAUGGACCUCUCUCUUCCAUCUACAAAGCCCUGCAGGUCAUGGACUUCUACCUUGGCUUCAUCUUACCCUGCCACCCGCUUUUUGGGAUGGACUCGAUGGUGUUGAUGAGGGAAGUUGUAGACACCAAACAGCACAACUGGAUCGUCCAUGGAACCGCAGGGAUCGGUGUGGCCAUCUGUGUCAUCAUGGUGGUCCACCUGGUGUGUAAGUGGCGGUACGGCACCGGCUUGUGGUCGUCAGGGACGGUGAUACGGGACGUCGGUGAUCGCCGUCAGUCCGUGAGCCGCCAGCCCUCCUUCACACUGUCAGAGUGGACCGACGCCCAGGAGGACCUGCUGGACAUGGACCCUGUGCCGCAGACGCCCGUCUUUGAAAUCGGCACCGACACCAGGACGGAAGCAGACGCCGCCACCCUCACCGUCACACCGGUGGGGCUUCAGGAGAGGAGGGGCUCCAAUGUUUCCCUGACCUUGGACAUGUGCACGCCGGGCUGCACUGAGCCCUACGGCUACGGAGCCCAGCUCUCCCCGAGAGACCAGUCGGCCCAGGAGUACCUCCGACAGGGAACACACGUCCUGACCCCUGCCAUGCUGCACACACGGGCCAUGGAUGACCAGAGCCUGCAGGCUGAGUUUUAUGAAACUCCCAUGAACUUUGUGGACCCCAAGGAGUACAACUACCCGGGGCUUGUGAGAAAGAACCGCUACAAGACCAUCUUACCCAACACACACAGCAGAGUGAUCCUGAAGUCGCAGGAUGAGGACGAUUUCCUGCUGACCUACAUCAACGGCAAUUAUCUCAAAGGUUAUGGCGAUGAGGAGUGUGCGUACAUCGCCACCCAGGGUCCGACCGUGAACACGGUGGGCGACUUCUGGAGGAUGGUGUGGCAGGAGAAGAGCCCAAUCAUAGUGAUGAUCACCAACCUGGAGGAGAAAAACGAGAAAUGUGCAGAGUAUUGGCCCGAGGACACUGUGACCCACGAGGGCAUCGAGAUCACCGUGGUGACGGUAACGCAGGAGGAUGACUACAGUCUGAGGGUGUUUACUUUGAAGUGUGGGGGAGAGGAGCGCAGUCUGCGGCAGUACUGGUACACCUCGUGGCCCGAUCAGAAGACGCCAGAUAAAGCUCCACCUCUUCUGGAGCUGGUGCAGGAGGUGGAGAGGGCCCGAGAGAAAGCCCCGCCCUCCAGCGGCCCUACAAUUGUUCACUGCAGUGCUGGAAUUGGUCGAACCGGCUGCUUCAUCGCCACCUCCAUCCUGUGCAAGCAGCUGAGGACUGAAGGUGUGGUUGACAUCCUGAGAACCACCUGCCAGCUCCGUCUGGACAGAGGCGGGAUGAUCCAGACGUGCGAGCAGUACCAGUUUGUGCAUCACGUCCUCAGCCUGUACGAGAAGCAGCUGUCUCACACCGCCGAGGAGUAGAGUGGACGCCGCAGCCAACACCCAGACCGAGACACACCACUGUACACCGUACCGCCUCCGGUGGUACGCAUCACUGUACCUAGCAUCAUCUCAGUCUCACCCUUUAACAAGUUCAAACCAUGUUAAUCUCUCUUCACCACAAGACAGGCUCGCUCAGACAGGACUGACGUGAAAUCUGUGCUUACCGGAUGUCUUUGAGCAGCAGGAUAAAAACACCCUCCACCCCCCCCCCCCAAAAAAACCCACCCAUCCUGGAUCAGAUACUCAAGGUGUCAUCGAUCCCUGAGAGUCCUGGAGAGUCGUAACAGUCAGGCCCCAAAAUAAUCCAAGCCCGCUCACCUGACAUCGUAUCAUUUGCACUGCUGAGGUUUUUAAUCACGUUACUGUACAUGAGUCUCACCCCCCCCAACACGCGCCGUACGUACAGUUAUCAAAAGGUUAAACUGAAGAGCUGAAAUAUAAUCGGAUCACCUGACAGGAGGUCAUUGGAGGUCACACUCCUGAAGCUAGCGCCAGUAAAAAAAAAAAAACACGCCAGCAUAACUUACAUCAGCGGAAGCGAUCGAAUGCCAGCCCGAUAUUAAACACUAUACAGACGUAAAAGGUUCUCAUGAAAUAUAAGUUGACAUCUUUUUUCUCACUGACUCUCACUGAUGCUCACUCUUAAUGUUAAAAAAUCAAAAAAAAAAAAAAAAAUCAUUACUGAAGGCCUGUUUCCACUUUUGAUGCAUUCAGGAGCCACCUCAUCUUCAGGUUGCAUGGUGCUAAGUGUUCAUUAAAGGCAUGUGCAAUGUUAUGGAACAUAGGAAUGUAUAACAAUUAGGAUUAUUAAUGAACUAAUUAGGAUUUUCUGUGCAAUCUUACAGUAUUACAGUUUUUAACCACGCUGCCUGUGCAGUCCUCAUGGCCCCCAUGAUGUUUACAGUAAAAACAACUCCUGCAUUAAAAAGGCCACAUAGACGUUCACACUCGGAGGCGUCGCGGAGCCGGGCGGCGGCGGCGGCCAGGAAUAGAAUCAGACCGUCGGAAAAAUCAAUGUGAAGCCCAAUAAAAGCUCGGGAGUAUCUGACGUUACACACACACACACACACACAGGGGUAACUCAGAGGAGGAAGCAAAAAAAAAACAAAAACCUUGCAUAAUAUUCUUGUAAAUGUCCCAUCACCAUCACGCCAGCCCUCAGGAGCCUCCCGCUCCGCGACGCCUCUGCUCUCGACAGUAGCUUGAACACAUCCGUGAAGUUCCGCAGCCCAUGAUUGUUGUAUAGACAGGCCAGGCCUAAUCUGUAUGAAGCACAAUAGACCAACUAAGGUUGUCUCUGAUGUUCAGCUGUAAAAGUUAUUUUCUUUCCCGUAUUGUGUUUUUUCGAUUGUGUUGGGUUUUAAUGGAUUGCAUGUGCUGUAUGGGACUCCGUAGGUCCACAAUCAAAGCGACGUGAUUGGUUGUCCUGCUUUUUCGUUGUGUAAAAGGGUUUUAAAAGCCUAUUAUAAUUGCUUGCUCUCGGCCAAUGCUUUUUGAUACAGUUUGCUUUUGUGAAACCAACCAGAGAUAUUUUUAGAACAUUUUGAUACAAUCCUUUCGAGUAGAUGCCUUGUGUAUAUUUCCGUUUACACCAUGAUGGAAUGUAGCUCAUACUGUGGAUCAAACCAUCGGUUUAUAUUUGCAAGAUUUGACAGAACACAAAUGUGACGACUACCUAAGUUACCUUACAGUACAGACAAAUAAAUAGAUUAUGUUCAAGUCUUCGGUAUUAUUACUUUGACGCCUUUAGGCUUUGCUUUAAUAUGCUUUGCUUUCUGUGUACGUUUCUAUCGUUUUUGGUUUUUUUUGUUUGGUUUUUUUUUCUUGGAGAAUUUUACCUCAGACUGAGUUUCUACGCAGUCCCCCCCCCCCCGUCGAUUCCAUCUGUGACUCUUAGGCCGCCCUGAGUUGACGACACGAGAAAUAAUUGCUAUGUGAAAAAAAAAAAAAGGCAGCUAAAAACGGUGAAGACAGUUUUUCUAUGUAACGAGCAAAAAUGAUAAUCAGUGCAUCGGAUCGACAGUCGUGAACAUUAUCAGAGGAUGUUAGAGAGUUAACUGUGUGGACUCGGACCAAUUCACAUCGAAUCAACUAGCAAAUUCAACUGCCAGAAUGAAAACUGGAACUGGGAUUGAUCAGAAAAGCAACAAUCUGUUUUGUCAAAGACGUUCGACGUAAUCCUCUGAUAAUGUCCAAGUGUACUUGACUCGUACAAGCUUUUAUUUUGAGUGCUUGUUUUCAGUGCUAACCUGGUCCUCUUCUGAUGAUCAAAAAAACAACACGGGGAUGACGAAAUAGCCAAAACAGUCAGACAUACAACCAACCAGCAACCCAGUAUUUCUCUCCUCUGCUACAGUAUCGCUUUAAGUUGUGAGUUUUUGCAUCCAAAUAAAGGUAGAUUUUCAUGAAUC